Molecule: messenger RNA, 874 nt
Organism: Symsagittifera roscoffensis
Lineage: Eukaryota; Metazoa; Xenacoelomorpha; Acoela; Convolutidae
Product: endothelial differentiation-related factor 1 homolog
Exons: 7
Coding region: 60-503 (147 amino acids)
Cellular component (GO): nucleus
Molecular function (GO): DNA binding
Source: RefSeq, a predicted model, not a curated record
AAACUUAUUAAAUAGAGUAUCUGUACUGUCUUGCCAGACAGAAUUAGAAGUGAAUAAAAAUGGCAUUGAAUCCUGGUGCGGUUGAAAAUCAAUGGGAGGACGUUGUGAUAAGCAAACGAAAACCAGCCGAUACGAAGUCGACAAAGGCUGUCAACGCAGCCAUGCGAACUGGGAUGGAAGUUGCUACUGAAAAAAAAUACGGCGGAGGUUCGAACGCUCAGCACGCAACCUCGAAAAACACAGCUAAGCUAGACAGGGAAACUGAAGAGUUGAAAGUGGACAAAGUGCCUCUAACCGUUGCAAAGGCCAUUCAACAGGCGAGGGCUGCAAAGGAGUGGUCUCAGAAAGACCUAGCCACGAAAGUAAACGAGAAGCAAUCGGUCAUCAAUGAAUACGAAUCAUGCAAAGCGGUGCCCAAUCAACAAGUGCUUGGAAAAUUGGAAAGGACUCUAGGUGUGAAAUUGCGAGGGAAGGACAUUGGACAACCUCUGCACAAGAAGUGAUGUUACUAUUGUGCUAAUGAAACUUCGAGUGACAAAUGCGACUAAGCUGUGCUCCGUAGGAAACUCAGAAACUUGCAUCGGUGUGUGAAAUACAGCCUGGUCUGAUGAAAUUAGCAUUUUGUUGGAUGUGACGAUUUGAAUCAUUAACCAUCAUGAUAUUUUUGGAAUUUCAUUGGAGAGGCUCGUAUGAACAGUGUUUAAACCUGUAGAUAAAGUACUGUUUAAACGCUGUAAUUACUUAGUUACUUCCAUUUGUGGAUAUUAUAUGCUUUAUUUCUUCAGUUCAUAAUCAAAUAGCUCUUGUUUUUGUAUGCUAUUCACAUAGGGACUGCUCAAAUAAAAGGUCGGAAUAUGGCCUGUUGUUUCUUCAA